UGAAGAAGGGGGAAAGGCGAGAGAGAGGGGAGACGAGAGUGGCACUGAGCCAGCAGAGUGGUGUGCGUAUGACAGAGCGUCAAGUCCUCGCUCUCCUCUUCUCUCCUCUCCUCUCCAUCUUUCUUUCCGUUUUCUGCUUCAGUUUGUUAUAUGGAUGAUGGACUCUUUAAGGCUCCGGCUGGUGUUCCAAUCGCCCAACAUUCUGAGCGAAUCGCAGAGAUCAGAGGGGCUCAAUCGGAGCUGGCUGCUUCUCCGACCUCGGCAACACGGAGCAGCCAUCUCUGAUCUCUCGUCUCAUAUCUCCAACAUUUUCCACCUCCAUCACUCUUGCCCUAAUGGCCUCGUCCUCUCCGUGGAUGGUUUUGUGUUGCCACCAUUUGAGUCCACUUGUAUUCUGAGGGACAAUGAUGUAAUCAGUGUCAAAAGAAAAGGACGGAUUCUGCCUGCAACUGUUGAGGUUGGUGAUGGAACUAAUGUGAUUGAGGAGGAAGUUCAGAAGAAGCAACACUUGCUUACUGCUGGCCAGCGUUCGGCAAAUGACUUUGAAAAAGUGUUGGGAAGUUGCUGCAGUGAAUCUGAAGAGGAUGAAGACCAGCCAGAGAAUAAGUUGCAUGUGGAAAAUUCAUCAGGUGGAACUGCGGUUUCCAAGAAAAGAAAAGCAUCAAAAAAACACCAAAGCGCAAAGAAGAAGAAAAAAUGUUCUAUGGUUCUUCCAGAUAUUGAGAAUGCUGUUCAAACAGAGCAGAAUGUGAGCUGUCACAGUGAUGGCCUCCACCAUGGCAAGACUAUCAAUAUGAAAAAUCAAUUAUAUGAAGUGAAGAGUAAACCUAAGAGAGCAAGUAAACCUAGGAAUGCUGCAAGGAGUAAUGGCAUUUCUGAACGUUUUCCUAGUUUGAAAAGGUUUGGUGAACUUCAAGAAAAUGUCAAAGGAUGUGCUGAUAUUUGUAAUAUACCUGAUGGAAGUGGAAAGGUGUGGUAUGCCAUCACGUUUAGUUCCUUUUAUGCUAUUUUAAUUAUCAUAUACUUUCAAGUUGAAAAAACUGUUUUCAUAUUCUUUUUUAAGUUUUACUUAUCACUGAUAAUGGUAGCAGCUAUGAAAGAGGAGGAGAGUAGGUGUGUGCUGGUUGUCUGCUGCAUGUUGUAG
Diospyros lotus (date-plum) is the source of this 1144-nucleotide messenger RNA. RefSeq names its product coilin-like. NCBI's taxonomy places the organism in Eukaryota, Viridiplantae, Streptophyta, Magnoliopsida, Ericales, Ebenaceae. The transcript has 5 exons. The coding region runs from base 155 to 1144 and encodes 329 amino acids. Gene Ontology annotation, cellular component: Cajal body. The record is from RefSeq and is a predicted model, not a curated record. Gene Ontology annotation, molecular function: U2 snRNA binding; U1 snRNA binding. Gene Ontology annotation, biological process: spliceosomal snRNP assembly.